AAGAGAGGAGCCGUCAUGUCGCCACACUUUACAGAUGAGGAGUUCCAGAGCGCGUGGAGGGAGCUGGAUGAGCCGCAGCUGGAGGGCGGAUGGGAGCUGUUCGUGGAGACGAUGGGGGUCACCAUCUAUCGGCUCUAUGACAAGGAAACUCGUCUUUAUGAGUACAAGGUCUUUGGCGUGCUUGCCAGCUGCACUGCAGAGCUGUGUGCAGAUGUCUACAUGGACCUGGCGUAUCGGAAACAUUGGGAUAAAUAUGUGAAAGAGCUCUAUGAGAAGGACUUCAGUGGACAGACUGCGAUCUACUGGGAAGUGAAAUACCCAUUGCUUCUGACAAACAGAGACUACGUGUACGUGAGGGAGCGCAGAGACCUGGACGUGGACGGCAGGAAGAUCAGCGUGAUCCUGGCCAGAAGUGCGGCGGAGAUACCGUGUGCAGAGAACAGCGGCGUGCUGCGGGUCAAAGACUACAAGCAGAGCGUCGCCCUGGAGAGCGACGGAGGCUGUGGGACGAAAGUCUUCAUGAAUUACUUCGAUAACCCCGGUGGCAGUAUCCCUACCUGGCUGGUGAACUGGGCAGCGGGGACUGGGGUUCCGGGUUUCUUAACGGACAUGCAGAAGGCCUGCAGCAAAUACAGCGACUACUGCCAGAAGAAAUGAACGCAGCUGACUGAACGGCUCAUGCACAAAGGGCUCAGUUUAACAAAAUCAAUUAUUGAUGGUGGAUGUGGCAUGGCGUUGGCUGCUACUUGUCCUUGUAGCAUGCUGUUGACUCAGGCAUGAUGUGCAUGACCGGCCACCCUCAUUACGAGGCUGGUGUGGAAUCGAUUUGGUUUCAUUGUACUGUAUCAAUCAAUACUGUAUCGUCUCCUUUUGUGUGCUAUCACUGUGAGCUUCGGUGCCUCCAGGAUUUAGGGGCUUUCAUUAAUCCUUUUUAAAAAAAUUGAUAGGAAAUACUCAAAUGUAGUCUUACUUUGGGGGCCUAUGCUGUGGAACAAUGAUUAGUUGAAAUUGCAGCUUGUUGCAUAAGAUUUCAUCCUUUUAUCUUGUUUUAAACUAGUUUACUGUUCAUGUUGAAAUGUACAGAAGCUCAACACACAAUAUAUGAACCUCGUGUUUGGAGUUAAAACUCCCCUGGAAGAAAACAUUAAUGUUUUUAGUUCUAUUUAGAACAUGGGUUAGUGGUGCACCACAGCCUCUUGUGGCCAACAUGAGUAUUACAACAUCAAACACUGACAAAAAUGAUCCUGAAUUUCACCUAUUUUCAUGAAUGGAAAAGAAAAGUUAGUAAAUAAAAUUAUAAAAUG
This is a messenger RNA of Anarrhichthys ocellatus (wolf-eel), 1304 nucleotides long. It is a transcript of the gene pctp, whose product is annotated as phosphatidylcholine transfer protein. Bases 16 to 657 code for a protein of 213 amino acids. The record is from RefSeq and is a predicted model, not a curated record. Gene Ontology annotation, molecular function: phosphatidylcholine intramembrane carrier activity; phosphatidylcholine binding. The transcript is spliced from 6 exons. Lineage: Eukaryota; Metazoa; Chordata; Actinopteri; Perciformes; Anarhichadidae.